Molecule: messenger RNA, 1709 nt
Organism: Macrobrachium nipponense
Lineage: Eukaryota; Metazoa; Arthropoda; Malacostraca; Decapoda; Palaemonidae
Gene: Sse
Product: separin-like
Exons: 9
Coding region: 40-1485 (481 amino acids)
Biological process (GO): meiotic chromosome separation; proteolysis
Cellular component (GO): mitotic spindle; nucleus; cytoplasm
Molecular function (GO): cysteine-type endopeptidase activity
Source: RefSeq, a predicted model, not a curated record
AAAAGAAAUAAUGAUCUAGCUUCAGAAUCAGAACCAGAUAUGUUAGCAUCAGAAAAGGUGACUUUGUCUGCAGUUGAUAAAGAUGAAACUUUGAAAUUACUUCAAAAGUUGCCAUCAGAUUGGACUGUAGUACAGAUAACAAGCAAUAGCAUGGGUGAAGCAAAUCUUCCACGGGUUGGUUGUAAUCCCUCAACUCCAGGGUUGUACAUUGCUCGAUGUUCUUGUGGGCCUAGUCCCAGAAUCACUUUUCAGACUGUCUCAACACCACAAAAAGAUGGAGUACGUGGCAUUGUUCAAGAGGUUGAAAUUAUUAAAGAGGAAAACAAAAUCAUCAAUAAAGAUUAUCGUGGUCAGCAUGAGAAAUAUUGGAAAAAGCGGGAAGAGCUUGACAACAGAAUGAAGUGUGUUGUCCGCAGUAUGGCUGUUGCGUGGUUGCAGUAUUGGAGUUGCUUGCUGAUUGGUGGCCUCCAUCCCAGAGAGCAAAAGCUUUUAGAAGAGGUUUCAUCUCGUAUCCUGUCAACUUGCAAAAUGUCCAUGUCCCUGAACCAAAUUCAGCUUUUUCAGAGUUUAAUUAGUUGUCCAGAUCCUGACAAAAAAGCUGGCAACUUGGAACCUGGCAUAAUAUUCAGUGUAAGAGCUGGAAUUGCUGCUUUGUUGGGAGAAAGUGUGCGCAGUGAGUGUGUGAAAAAUCUAUAUGAAGCUGUCCAGAGUGAAUCUGCAAAUUUAGAGAAGAUACGCAAAGCAGAAAGAAAUCCUGUCAUACUUGUAAUUGGAAAAAAUAUUGCAGCCUUACCUUGGGAGAUGGUUUGGGUGUUAAGAGAUCAGGCAGUUACCAGAAUGCCAAGCUUACGCAUGCUUGCUCUUUUGUAUGAGCAUCAUGCUUCCUGUACGUCGAGCAUUCUUGUCCAAGGAGUAAAUCCAAGUAAAGGUUUUUAUGUUUUGGAUCCUGAAAGCAACCUUCCUAGAACUCAGGCACGUCUGAAAAACACCUUUUCUGAGUCUGGAUGGCCUGGCAUUACUGCUAAGGCACCUACUUGUGAACAGUUCAAGGAUGCCCUUACUAAUCAAGACCUUUUUGUCUAUGUAGGUCAUGGAUCAGGAAGCCAGUAUAUGCCAGGAGAAAUAGUUGAAGGAGUUGAGUGUAGAGCCGUUGUAUUUCUCUAUGGGUGCUCCUCUGUGCGACUAGCUUCCCGUGGUAGAAUACCUGAGCCAUGGGGAGUUGUGCUGAGUUAUCUCGUUGCUUACUGCCCUUGUGUUAUCGGUAUGCUUUGGGAGGUGACUGACAAGGAUACUGAUAACCUGACACAAGAAAUGCUAAAUGCUGUGCAGGGAAAGAGUGGGAAAGCAGGCUCCCCACUGGAGAAUCCACCAGCUGACCUAGCACUCCUUGUGGCUCAAGCACGUUCAGUUUGCAACUGGUAUCUUACAAAAGCAGCAGUCUGUGUGUAUGGCUUGCCAGUGCAUAUUUUGAAUAAUAAUUUAUGACAUUUGCAUAGUUUUUUUGGUAAAAUAGUUAAUACUGUACAUUAUCAAGAUUUAUCUUUAAAUUCAAAUGAUUAUGGAUCUAGUUUUAUAUUUUAAAAGACUAAAUUGUUUAAUUUUAAAUUUACAGUACACUGCAUUGUAAAUACUGUACAGUAUUUUGAAGCAGAGCUAUUUAUGAUAAACAAUAUUUAUAGGCAUUUAUUGUAAAUAUAUUUUUGUUUUAA